Esox lucius (northern pike) is the source of this 1765-nucleotide messenger RNA. RefSeq names its product DNA-damage regulated autophagy modulator 2b (gene dram2b). The transcript is spliced from 8 exons. Gene Ontology annotation, cellular component: lysosome. NCBI's taxonomy places the organism in Eukaryota, Metazoa, Chordata, Actinopteri, Esociformes, Esocidae. The record is from RefSeq and is a predicted model, not a curated record. Gene Ontology annotation, biological process: photoreceptor cell maintenance; regulation of autophagy. Bases 319 to 1134 code for a protein of 271 amino acids.
AUGGCCACACCUCUUCUCUAAUACUAACAGGAAGUAGUGUUUCUUAUUCAAGUUCAAAGCAUGACAGCCCAAUAUCAUGUACGUUUAAUUCUUGCUAGAAAUUCAACUAAAUUUGUUUUUCUGAUUUCACGCUUUUAAUGUUUGCUAUUGUGAGACCAAAAGACGGGAAUCGUUGUGUGAUGAGGUGACAAAGGAACCGCUGAAGGUGAAGACAGCACACCAGCAUUAACAUUCUGCAUUAGUGGUCAACUGACACAUAAACACACAUACACACACACACACACACACACACACACACACAGACAGACAGCCAAGGAUAUGUGGUGGUUCCAGCAGGGACUGUGUAUCCUACCAGUUGCUCUGGUAUUAUGGACAACAGCAACAUUCAUCUUUGCAUACAUCACGGCUGUGGUGCUGAGACAUGUGGACCCAUUGGUGCCAUACAUCAGUGACACAGGGACAGUUGCCCCAGAACGAUGUGUAUUUGGAAUCAUGCUGGACGUGUCAGCAUUUUUAGGCGUAGCAACCAUGUACGUACGCUACAAGCAGGUCCAAGCCUUGACAGAUCAGGAGUCCAGACUCCAUAAACUCAACCUCCUUGGCCUGGUGCUCGGUUGGACCAGCUCCUUUGGCAUGUGCAUCGUCGCAAACUUCCAGAAAACCACUCUGUUCUCCAUGCACCUGGUGGGGGCGAUACUGACGUUUGGUGUGGGCGCGCUGUACAUCCUGGUACAGGCCGUGCUGUCUCUUUACAUGCAGCCUCACAUCCACGCAAAGAGCGUCUUCUGGGUCCGACUCUGCAUCGGAGGAUGGACCUUCGCCAGCAUCAUCAGCAUGUUCGUGUCGUCUGUCAUCAUGUACAGCAGCCUGCCUGGAGUGGACGUGGCCCAUAAACUGCACUGGAUACCCGGAGAGACGGGCUACAUCCCUCACAUUGUUAGCACCAUCUCAGAGUGGUCUCUGGCUCUGUCCUUUGUCAGUUUCUUUCUAACCUACAUCAGAGAUUUCCAGAAAAUAACACUGCGAGCGGAGGCAGACCUACACAGUGUUCACCUUUAUGAUUCGUCACACUACAGCAUCACACCCUCUUUUAACCACUCAGAGACAUCUCCAUUGCUGGCAGGGGGCAUCUAGACAGGACCAGCCAUAGUGACAUGGUGGACUGAAGCUGUAUGAGAGCAUAGUGAAAGGAAUGAAUGAGAGUGUGGUGGUUGUAAUCAGGCAGAAACUAAAAAAGCCAUUUCAUAUGGCUGAAACUCUAUCAGAUAUUGUGGCAAUGUCACAAGCCCUUCUAAACUGUCAGGCAUUUUAAUGUCAACUGCACAAUUUUGAAUGACAUUUGGUUAUUUUGUUAUGAGAGCUUCUUGUAUUAGAAUUAUUCUAUUUUUAUUGACUUAGGGGCAUCAUCUAGUAGUUAUACAUUUAAGUAGUCUGAAAAGUAUUUUUUGGAGCAGCAUUGUAGCCUAGUGGUCAAAAGCAUUGGGCCAGUAAACUAAAGGUUGUUUGUUCAAUUCACCAAGCUGACAUGGUGAAAGACCCUGUUGUUCUGACCCUGAGUUAGACAGUUAACCCUAAUUCCAGGUCGUCGCUGUAAAUAAGAGUGUUCUUAGCAUACUUACAGUACCUGUUAAAAUAAAUUAAAAAAAAUAAUGUUCUAUAUCAACCACUGGAUGGUGGUAAAGAACCAAAAUGUUUGGUUCUGCUUGCAAGUCUAAUUUUCAAUGCAAAAAUAAACAUGAGCAAUUUGUUAAUCUCUACUUAAUCA